Molecule: messenger RNA, 1993 nt
Organism: Rhododendron vialii
Lineage: Eukaryota; Viridiplantae; Streptophyta; Magnoliopsida; Ericales; Ericaceae
Exons: 6
Coding region: 9-1976 (655 amino acids)
Molecular function (GO): protein binding
Source: RefSeq, a predicted model, not a curated record
UGACAAUAAUGGUAACCAACAGCAGCCACUCGGCAGCACUCAGAGCAACACUAACAUGGACCCCAAAAUCGCUACCGGUGCUCCGCCAGAUCCUGACCGACAAACCGGAUAUUCUGACGCGAAAAGAAGCACAAGGCAACACCAUACUCCAUUUCUUGGCGGCAGGUGGAAACGCCACCGCCUUCAGAGAAAUGUUCGAGGGUGGCUUACUGACGAGGAGCAACGGGAGCGGUGGGGGAGAGCUGAGGACGUGGAACUCGAGAGGGGACACGGUGCUCCACGAGGCAGCCAGGUUUGGCAGGGUCAAUGUUGUGGAGAUUAUUAUGGAGAGGGAGAGAGAGUUGGUUUCGGAGCGCAAUGCAAUGGGAGGGACGCCGCUUUACUCGGCUGCUGCGAAUGGAGAGCGGGAGGUGUUCAACCUUCUCAAACUGGCCGCUGCUCGUGAGGAGCUGCUGAGGAGAGAUGACGGCUGCACUAUUCUUCAUGCUGCUAUCAUGGGAGAACAUUACAGUCUGGCUAUGGAGAUUGUUGAAUCAUUUCCUAAUCUUGCCGGAGCACAUGAUAAAAAUGGAAACACUGCACUGAAUAUGUUGGCCAGCAAACCCGUUUCCUUUAAAAGUGGGUCAUCCUAUUGGCUUAGGAAUCUUGGAAGUAUGUCCUCCAUUCCCCUACAGUUCCUUUUGUGUCUCGUCUACCUUUGCAUUCCAAUGUGGAUAAAUGAUUCUAAACUUACUGGAGAUGUAGAGGAUCCCCAGAGGAAUAAACCUUUAAUCUGCCAAUUAAAAGGCUCUUUCGUCGAAAACAUUAUCUCAGUGGUGCCUUGGCUAAAAGGAGUUCACGAAGUAAAGAAAAAGCAUGCAUGUGCCCUGGACCUAGCCAAAAGGUUGAUUGCAAAAGAAGAAGAUUGGAGCCAUUACACCAACUCAUGUGGAAGGUAUAAUCAUGACAACGAUAAUUAUCGGCCCAUUAUUACUACUGAAACGAGAAGAAACCCGCUUCUUCAAGCGGCAGAGAACAGCAUUCAAGAGCUGGUGGAAGAGAUCCUCGGGAAAUUCCCCGAGGCUGCCUACUGCGUCGAUAGCCACGGGAAGAACAUAUUUCACAUAGCAGUGGAGAAGAAAGACGAGAGAAUGUACUGGUUCUUGAAGAAGAACGUUGCUAGAAAGGAAGGGAUGAUGGCAGCUCUUGAUCAUGGUAGAAACUCCAUUUUGCACUUUGCAGCCAAACCCGGUGCUAAUCCUAGAGUUCUCCUUGGAAGCUUGAACAGGAUGGCGCGGGAUGUAUAUUGGUUCAAGCUUGUAUAUUAUGAUUCCCCUCCUCAUCUCCCGUGGUACCCAAACUCCGACGGGAAGACGGCAACCGAGCUGUUCGAAGAUACCCACUCUGGCCUACGAAAAGAUGCCGAGGAAGCCCUGAAAUCAAUGAACGGCAGCCUGCUCCUCGUCUCCGCUCUCAUCGGCACCGUCAACUACGCGGCAGUUUUCACUCUCCCCGGAGGCUACAACUCCGGCAGAGACAGCCGGGAUUCCAGCCGCCCGGCCCUGUAUGGUACGGGCAAAGAGCGAGACCUGCUCCUUUUCUUGUGGUUCACUGGCGUUGCCCUGUAUGCCGCCUUUUUAUCGCUGGUGGAGAUGGUCGUGAUACAGCUGUCCAAGUUCGCGAGCAGCGACUUCUUCACUGCAUUGCCCUCCAGGUACAUCGUUGCUAUAACAGCGUUGUACGUCUCUGUCCUCUUCACGAUUUUGGCGUGCUUUGAAGCCUACUACAUCAUCGACUUACGCAUCAACGUAUAUGUCUUCCUGGGGCCGGCCCUCACAGUGGCAACCAUUGUUUUCGUAGACGCCGUGUACCUGAUUCUGUGUCGCCUGUGUCUUGCGUUGUGCUGCUCACUUUCGCAUCGAAGCCACAUGUUUGAGGCAAUCAUCGUUAAGCAUAGUAUUGAGGAAGCUAAGCUGUACGAGACUACGAGUAGGUGAGGCUGCGGACCGAUCAA